UAUAAUAAGAACAAAUGUUACGAAAUUCCAAACCACAAUCUUACUUUGUUACUGUUUAGUUCUAAUACAAGUUUAUUUAGGAUUUUUGGCUAAAAUUCUUGUUCAACUUUAAUUGGACCACAAACAUGAUUUCCUUGGGAAGGUCGUAUUUAUUAAGAUCUGCGAGAAACACUUGGCUAUCAUGUAAUCCCAUGUACAUUAUGAGCCUUCAGGCAUCUUCCAAAGCAGAAUCUUUCCUCAGCGGCACUAAUGCCAAUUUUCUUGAAGCCCAAUACUUGGACUGGGCGAAGGCUAAAGGAGCCAUUGAUAACUCCUGGGACAAUUUUUACGAUAGCCUCAACGGGCCAGCACUGAAAAUAGAAGAGUUCGAAGAUGAAUUCAGUCCGAAGACUGUCAAACCACGCCAAAAAGAGAAAAAGGGUGAAGCCUCGAAAGAAAUCAUAACUCUUCACCUAGCAGUACAGAAUCUUAUUAGAAGUUACCAGGCGCGAGGUCACCUGCUUGCUAAAACCGAUCCCCUGGGAUUGGCCCUGGCGGCAAGGUUCAUCAAGAAGCGAACCACGGACGAGACUAAAGGCGUGGAUUGCAGGAUCGUCUCCAGGGAGCUUGGAACUAUAUUGUGCGAAAAGCACAUGGACAUGGUGUUCGAACUUCCUGAUAGAACAUUUAUUGGAGGGAAGGAGAAAUCUUUGACUCUUCGAGAUAUCAUCCACAGACUUGAGACAAGUUACUGUGGUCCAAUCGGGGUGGAGUACAUGCACCUCUAUGAUUUAGACUGCAUCCAGUACAUCCGGGAGCGCAUGGAGAUGCCGGGGGCUUUUGACCGCAGUGUCGAAGAAAAACGGCUCAUUAUGAGGCGUCUCACCAAAGCGGUCUUCCUAGAAAAGUACUUCGCGACCAAGUGGCCAGCGGAGAAGCGUUUUGGGCUCGAGGGUGGCGAGAGCAUGAUUGUGCUCCUGGAGGAGAUCGUGGACUCCGGCACCAAGCUCGGCGUGCAGUCCAUCGUCAUGGCGAUGCAGCAUAGAGGUCGACUAAACAUGCUUGUGAACGUUUGCCGCAAGCAGCUGACGGAUAUCUUCGCACAAUUCAAACCUAUGGAGCCCAAAGAGCCGGGUUCCGGAGACAUCAAGUAUCACUUGGGGACCUACAUCCACCGGUUCAUCAGACGCACCAACAAGUAUAUCAAGGUCUCCAUGAGCGCGAACCCCUCGCAUCUGGAGGUGGUCUCGCCUGUCGUCGUCGGGAAAGCUAAAGCAGAGCAGUUUUGGAAGGGAGACAGCAAUGGUGAUAAGGUGAUGGCAAUAAUAAUGCACGGCGACGCGGCGUUCUCUGGCCAAGGCGUGGUCUUCGAGACGAUGCACCUCAGCAACCUGCCGGAUUUCGACACUCACGGCUCUAUCCACAUCGUAUGCAACAACCAAAUCGGGUACACCACGGACCCUCGUUUCGCGAGAAGCUCGCCAUAUUGCUCAGACGUGGCCAAAUGCGUGGACGCGCCCGUGCUGCACGUGAACGCGGACGACGCGGAGGCGGUGGCGCACGUGGCGCGCAUCGCCAUCGAGUACCGCUGCAAGUUCAAGAAGGACGUCGUGCUCGACCUCGUGUGCUACCGCCGCUUCGGCCACAGCGAGGAGGACGAGCCCAGCUUCACGCAGCCCUUUAUGUACAAGAAGAUCCGCAGCAUGAGCACCGUGGAUAAAAUAUACGCCGAUAAGCUGAAAUCAGAAGGGGUAGUGAAUGACGGUGACAUUAAGCAAUGGGAGAAAGAGUACAUGGACACCUUAAACAAACAUUUUGAACUUGCCAAGAAGGUUACCAAGCUUAGUAUCAUGGACUGGAUCGACACUCCGUGGACUGGCUUCUUCGAGGCCAGGGAUCCCAAAAAGAUCGAGGAUACAGGCAUUAGUGACGCCACCAUAUCAACGAUUUCGGGACAUUUCUGCAAGCCUCCCGAACCAUGGGCAUUUGAAGUGCAUAAAGGUGUCAAUAGGAUCUUGGCUAAUCGAGAAAAAAUGAUUAAGGAAGGUAUUGCUGAUUGGGCAAUGGGUGAGGCGCUGGCAGUGGGCUCCUUACUUCGAGAUAAAAUACACAUUAGGUUUACUGGUGAAGAUGUUGAGCGAGGCACUAUGGCUCACAGGCACCACGUGUAUCAUCACCAAGCUGUGGAUGGUGCAACGUAUCGUGUAAUGGAUCAGCUAUAUCCAGACCAGGCACAUUAUAGUCUUCACAACAGCUCACUUUCAGAAUUUGGAGUACUGGGUUUUGAAGUAGGCUAUUCUUACUCGAGCCCUUACCUUCUGACCAUCUGGGAGGCGCAGUACGGCGACUUUGCAGACACAGCGCAGCCUGUGUUCGACACCUUUAUACAAAACGGGGAGAGCAAGUGGGUGUGUCAGUCUGGCAUUGUAGUGCAACUGCCUCAUGGAAUUGAUGGCGCUGGCCCGGAGCACUCAUCGGGAAGAGUAGAGCGGUACUUGCAGGCAGCUGAUGAUGACGAAGACAUUAUUCCUGACCUUGAUGACAAGGAUAUGGCAUUAAAACAACUCCGCGCCGCCAACUGGAUCGUGGCGAAUGUGACAACGCCGGCAAACUAUUUCCACUUGAUACGGCGGCAGGUGGCGCUGCCGUUCCGCAAGCCGCUCAUCCUCAUGACGCCGAAGGUCGGCCUCAAACAUCCUUACUACAGGUCCAAGUUCGCGGAUUUCAAGCCGGGGACGUCAUUCCAGAGAGCAAUACCAGAAAUGGGACCUGCCUCCCAAAAACCUGAAUGCGUGAAGAAGCUCAUCUUCUGUUCGGGUAAAGUGGCUAUCACGAUAGACGAACUGCGCAAAGAGAAGAAAAUGGAGGACAAGAUCGCUAUGUGCCGCAUUGAACAGCUCUAUCCGUUCCCGUAUGAUGUGGUUCUGCGGGAGUUUUGCAAGUACGAACAGGCUAAGGUGUUCUUUUGCCAGGAGGAGCACAAGAAUCAGGGCCCGUGGGUAUUCUGUCGCUUGAGAUUGGAAAACUUAUUUGGGAAAAAAAUUGGGUGUAUUACUCGACCCUCCAGCCCUGCUUCGGCUACUGGAAUCAAGUGGAUACACGCAAAAGAACUGAAGGAGCUCAAAGAAAAAAUUAUUCAAAUAUAGUUAAUUUAAUAAAAUUAU
Molecule: messenger RNA, 3143 nt
Organism: Ostrinia furnacalis (Asian corn borer)
Lineage: Eukaryota; Metazoa; Arthropoda; Insecta; Lepidoptera; Crambidae
Product: 2-oxoglutarate dehydrogenase, mitochondrial
Exons: 21
Coding region: 126-3125 (999 amino acids)
Biological process (GO): tricarboxylic acid cycle
Cellular component (GO): mitochondrion; oxoglutarate dehydrogenase complex
Molecular function (GO): thiamine pyrophosphate binding; oxoglutarate dehydrogenase (succinyl-transferring) activity
Source: RefSeq, a predicted model, not a curated record